This is a messenger RNA of Mytilus trossulus (common blue mussel), 2640 nucleotides long. RefSeq names its product UDP-sugar transporter sqv-7-like. Gene Ontology annotation, cellular component: Golgi apparatus. Gene Ontology annotation, molecular function: UDP-N-acetylgalactosamine transmembrane transporter activity; antiporter activity; UDP-glucuronate transmembrane transporter activity. The record is from RefSeq and is a predicted model, not a curated record. NCBI's taxonomy places the organism in Eukaryota, Metazoa, Mollusca, Bivalvia, Mytilida, Mytilidae. Bases 18 to 1013 code for a protein of 331 amino acids. The transcript is spliced from 11 exons.
CAUCAACAGUCCACAUCAUGGGUCUUUUAGAUAGGUUUGGUGACUCUGGUUCAGCAACUUUUAUGCGUCUCUUCUCUGCGUUGUUUUAUGGAUUUUCAUCUUUCCUGAUUAUAGUUGUCAACAAAAUAGUGCUCACUACAUACAAAUUUCCAUCAUAUCAGUGUUUGGCUCUUGGGCAGAUGGUAACAGGCAUUGUUGUGUUAUUUUUUGCCAGACAACUUAGUAUUGUAGAUUUCCCAGGUUUCAGUACUGACAUAUUUAGAAAGAUAUGGCCUUUACCUUUAUUUUUCCUUGGAAAUCUGGUGCUGGGUUUAGGUGGAACCCAAAAGUUAAACUUACCUAUGUUCAUAAUACUCAGAAGAUUUACCAUACUGUUUACUAUGAUUGCAGAAUAUUAUGUCUUGGGUGUAAAAGCAUCAAGAACAAUUCAGAUGACUGUAUUCUUAAUGAUAUUUGGUGCACUGGUGGCAGCUAGUAAUGACCUAGCUUUUGACCUUAUUGGAUAUGUGUUUAUAAUAUUAAAUGAUUUAUGCACAUCAGCUAAUGGUGUCUACACAAAAAAGAAAUUAGAAGCUAAGGAUUUAGGAAAGUAUGGACUGUUGUUUUACAAUUCCUUGUUUAUGAUUGUACCUAUCAGCAUUUUUACUUUCUCUACGGGAGAAAUAGAUAAGGCAAUGAAGUUUGAGGAUUGGCUGACCAUUGGAUUUUUGACCCAGUUCUUGUUGUCAUGUUUUAUGGGAUUUAUACUGAAUUACUCAAUAGUGUUGUGCACUCAACAUAAUUCUGCUCUAACAACUAACAUAGUGGGAGUCCUAAAGAACUUGUUUGUGACAUAUAUUGGAAUGUUUCUUGGAGGAGAUUAUAAUUUUAGUUGGAUAAAUUUUACUGGUAUAAACAUAAGUGUUUUUGGCAGUUUGAUUUACAGUUAUGUGACAUUUAGAAAGAUCGACAAAUCAAAAGAAAUCAUCGUAGAAAAACCAGAGGUACAACAGAAAACACCAGCUAUUGUAUAACAUAAAGUGAGAUUCAACCAGCAACAUUAGAGAUACUAAAAAAGGGAAUUGUUCUUGUUAUAUGCAAUAAAUUCUAUGUAUAAUAGAGGCUAUUACGACUGUGUAUUAUAAUGUGGGAUUCUUUUUUGAAAAACUAAAGAUGCUUCUUUAUUUAAUGUUAAAAGGCUAAGGGUUGAAAAGCCUGUUUGUGAAGAUGAUUUAAUGUUAAUUUUACCAGGUAAUCCAUUUAAAAUGAAGUUGUGAUUAUAUGGCCUAAAAUCACUAAAUGCUAUGCAUUCUAUUUUUCACUUGUAUUGUAUUAUUUUUGUUAUUGUUAAAAUAAUGUACAGUUCAUUUAUUACAACACCAAAGUAUUGUUAAGAGUUUGAAAUUUUUCUACUGUUUUGUUUUAUAUGUUAAUGUUAUUAUGAUACAUUUGACUUUUUCACCUUAAAGGAAUGAUUGUAUGAUCUUAUUUGUAACAGAGUAUACAGUCAAAUAUUCUUAGUCUGUGAAACUUCAAAACCAGUGCAUUUAGUUAUAUGCAAUGUUAGCCCCACAAUGUGAUGGUAAAACAUUGACAAUUUGGCAGACUGAAUUGUAUGUUUGUUUUCUGGAAUAACUAUCAUUUAUUGUCAGUGGGCAUGUGCAAUAGACAGAAAAGAUUAUAUUCAUUUUUGCAUAGCUAUUGAAUUUUGUAUUUUAAAUGAAUUUGACAUGAGAUUAUCAACCGAGAUUUACUUUUUGUAAAAUGGUUGAUUAACUUAUAUUUUACAUGACCAUUUUUUAAUUGAACAAACACUUGUCAAACAAGUACCACUGAGAACAAUUGAUAAACAAUUACAAAAAAGAGACUGUGACCAUAUUCAUGAAAAUAAGAAAUUAUUUACCACAGUAAAAGCAGAUUUACUUUGUUUAAUAUUAAAAAAUCCUGUUGUGAUAUCUACAUUAGUUCUUUCAAACUUAGUUGUAUUCUGCAACAUGUUGUUAUUUGAUAACAUCUGUUAAUGAUGAGGUAUUACAAAAAAUUGUAUUAUUGUUUAAAAUAUCACUUUUACAGGACUACAACAUACGGUAUAAUGUUGUGUUCUGUAAAUAAGGUCCAAUGUUUCAUUAUUCUGAGUUGAUUUUCAGUCUGCUUUGAAACACUUGACCUGUUGUUUUAUGAGGGGAAAAUGUAAAAGUUUUAAUUUCACUAUCUAUUGUUAAAGUAGUCUUUUAUAAUCAUAUUGUUGUUGUUGCUAUUUCAGUGAUAGAUAAAUAGCUAUGCAUUUUUUUCCUAAAGACAACCCAGCAACUUAUGAAAUGUAUUUUAAAGUUUGUUUUAAAAUUGAUCUCCAAUCAAUGUAGGAAUUAGAAGGUUUGAAGGGGUAUUGAAGUUAAUAAAACAAUGCCUUAUAAAAUUGAAUCUCAAUGUGUUUUUUUACUGUAUUUUAGUAGAUUUAGUUCGGUCAGUUUGCUUUAAUUCUGUGAAACAUAGAUAUGGAUAUUAGAAAUCCAGAGUGUUCUAAAUUAGCAUAAAUUUAACAAUCAUGGUUGAUAUUGUUAAACAUAUAGUGAACAAAUAAUUUAGUAUACUAUUUUUUAAUAUUUUGUUAUAUUGUUAAUUAUUUAUUUUUAUAUAAUAAAUACUGUGGGAACUCAAGAA